AUGAGUCAGACUCUCUUCUUAGAGGCACCGCCAACCCAGACCUUGAGCGGAUUCAAGACCACCGACAGCAGAAUGCAGCCCGGAAUGCCAACCGCGUUGGAGCUUCAUCGGCUCGAACUGCUGCGAGCAGCUUCUCACCAUCUCCCCAGCAUCCCGCCAAGGAACCAUUGGGAUUGCUUGGCCUUUCGACAAAUUUCUCAUCGGCUGAUCGGCUGGGAUCGGCUCUAUUCUGAACGGACCGGCGAGGAAUUCAUCUUCCAAAACUACUUCGAGGAGUCGCCAUUCGGACCUGAACUGUUGUAUGCCAUUUAUCCCCGGCUAGUCCUUAACUGGAACCAUUCACAGGUUCUAUCAGAUACAAUCAUCUUCUCGAACCUAGGCCGACACCCGGAUCAAAGAGUUGAGGAGCAGCAAGAAGAAGAUUAUCAGUCGAACGAGACGUCUACUUCGUGUGAUGCCACGGACAGCUCAAUCAUCCACUCGGACGAUUCGCAUGGAGACGAGGGACAAGAGCUAGUACUUCCGAAUCCCUUUUUCCUUCCUCUAGCACCGCUGUCCAUCCAACCCAUGGUCCAGAUCCCCGCGGCUUUCCAAUUCGAAAGGCACUCUCAGCCGGGCCCGGUAGCCCAUCAUCCGAUAACCACCUCGUCUUCUUCCAUCCCCCGCUGCCGGAAAUCUCAUCGAAUCGAAUCCGCUUGCGAACCUAUGAUCGACUUCAAAAGACGGAAGAUUCAGCCGGCUUGA
This is a messenger RNA of Puccinia triticina, 744 nucleotides long. RefSeq lists its product as uncharacterized. NCBI's taxonomy places the organism in Eukaryota, Fungi, Basidiomycota, Pucciniomycetes, Pucciniales, Pucciniaceae. The record is from RefSeq and is a predicted model, not a curated record. The coding region runs from base 1 to 744 and encodes 247 amino acids. The transcript is spliced from 2 exons.